Molecule: messenger RNA, 4550 nt
Organism: Frankliniella occidentalis (western flower thrips)
Lineage: Eukaryota; Metazoa; Arthropoda; Insecta; Thysanoptera; Thripidae
Product: multiple C2 and transmembrane domain-containing protein
Exons: 15
Coding region: 16-3033 (1005 amino acids)
Biological process (GO): regulation of neurotransmitter secretion
Cellular component (GO): synaptic vesicle membrane
Molecular function (GO): calcium ion binding
Source: RefSeq, a predicted model, not a curated record
CUGAUACCAGCAGAUAUGGAGACGCUACUUUCUAGUCGGACCGAGUGCUAUCAGUUGAAGACGGACAGCCUCGGUCAUGGCAUCGACGCGAAAAAUAUGCGCAGGCGAAGCAAGUUUACAGAAUUCGAAUGCAUGGAGCUAGUCGCCCAAAUCUGCCGUUUAGGAUCCGAACUGAGCGGCCGCUCUCUCCUUAACCUCAACGACGACGAGGACGGUGCUGGCGAUGACGUCCGCGUGGCCACCUCGGCGGCGGGCGUGGACGUGGUGGUGGCCGACACCGCGCCGUCGUCCACCCUGGGGAGGCACUUGUCCAAGAGCGCGUCCGAGCUCAGCGGCGGCUGCGGGGGCUGCGGCGGAUGCGGGGGCUGCCUCCGGGGCGGCGGGUCCCGCGGUGCCGUCCGGCCCCCGCCGCCCCCGGCCGCGGGACCCUCCAGGGACUCGGUGUGCACCACGCCACCCCGGUCGCCGCAGCGCUCUCCCCGCGGCUCCCCGCGGCUCCUCCGCCCCUUCCGCGCCCACCUGACACCGCCGGGGUCGCGCCGAGCAGCUGCCGCCGCCGACGUCCGCCACCCGUCGCCCAGCAGGCUGCCGCCCCCGCUGGUCGCCAUGGCCGCCGCCCCCGCCGCCGCUCCUGCCGCGCAGGCGUCCAUCUCCGCGCACCUUAACGUCGUGCAGAAGACGCACUCCUUUUUCAACAACCUCAAGAACCGCUGGAACCGCAGCCGAUCUCGGGAGCGGCGGCGCGCCCGCGGCGAGGCCGACCACCGCGACAACGGCCUCGGGGGCGCGGCCGGCGGCGGCGACGACUCGUACUCGACGGACUACGCGGCCGACAACUCGUCCGAGUACUCGUCGUCGGCCACCCAGUCGCCGCGCCACCGCCACCACCUGACGGCCAACGACGCGGGCCUGAGCGCGGCCAGCGUGGCCGCCCUGGAGGACUCGCCGGACCGUCUGCGGCGGCAGGCGUCCAGCGCCAGCGCCGGGCCGGCCGUCAGAGCGCCGUCGCCCGCGGCCCAGGCGGCCUCCACCUCCUCAGCGGCCACGGCCUCGACGUCGACGGCGACGGCGUCCUACCUGCUGCAGUCGCAGCCGGGCACGUCCUCGGAUGGCCCGGUUCUCCUCGUGAGCGGCCAGCCGGGCGAGUGUGAGGUGGCCCAGAGGCGGCGGGCGGCGCUCCUCCAGCACGCCUUCUACCAGCUGCGGGUGCACCUCAAGCGGGGCACCGACCUGGUGGCGCGGGACAAGAGCGGGACGAGUGAUCCGUACGUCAAGUUCAAGGUCGGCGGCCGCCUCAUGCACAAGUCGAAGACCAUCGCUCGCGACCUCAACCCCGUCUGGGACGAGAGCUUCACGCUGGCCAUCGAGGACCCCUUCCAGCCCGUCCAGCUCAAGGUGUUCGACUACGACUGGGGCCUGCAGGACGACUUCAUGGGCUCCGCGGUGCUGGAUCUGACUCGAUUGGACCUGGGUCGGCACACGGAGCUCUGCCUGCCGCUCAAGGACCCCGGCAAGCCAGACAGCCAGGAGUACAUGGGCGAGAUCGUGCUCGCCGUGUCGCUGUGGCCGCGGACGCAGGAGGACCGCGAGCAGACGAGACGAGACGAGAGAGGGGGAGAGGAGACGGGGCCACAAGGAGAUGACAUGGUAAUGACGGCGUCGCUAUUCAGGUGCACGAUCGACCUGUCUCUGCUGGAGCGCGAGUCCACCCACCGCAUCCGACAGCCCUUCGACAACGGCGCCGGCUCCGUGUUCCUGCUGCUGACCAUCAGCGGCACCACCGCCUCGGAGACCAUCUCGGACCUGACGACGUACGAGGAGAACCCGCGCGAGCGCGUGCACGUCGAGCAGCGAUAUGGCAUUCUCCAGUCGUUCAACAAUCUCCGUGACGUCGGCCACCUCACCGUCAAGGUUUUCCGCGCCCAGGGCCUGGCGGCCGCGGACCUCGGUGGCAAGUCCGACCCUUUUUGUGUGCUCGAGCUCGUCAACGCCCGCCUGCAGACGCAGACCGAGUACAAGACUCUGGCGCCGCAGUGGAACAAGAUUUUCACAUUCAAUGUGAAAGACAUAAAUUCGGUGCUAGAGAUUACGGUGUACGAUGAGGAUAGAGACCACAAGGUGGAAUUCCUCGGUAAGCUUGCCGUUCCUCUGAUCCGAGUCCGUUCCGGAGAGAAACGGUGGUACUGCCUCAAGGAUAAAAAUUUGACGAGUCGAGCGAAAGGAAACAACCCUCAAAUACUGCUGGAAAUGACGGUCAUCUGGAACCAGAUUCGCGCGAGUAUUCGAACCAUUAACCCUAAAGAGAAAAAGUACAUGCAAUCAGAAACGAAAUUCAAACGCCAAGUGUUUUUGCGUAACGUUAUGCGGCUAAAAACUUUAAUUAUGUGCGUGAUAGAUUUUGGGAAAUAUUUACAGAGCUGCUUUGAAUGGGAGUCUACGCCGAGGAGCAUUAUUUCUCUGGUCAUUUUCAUACCGGGAUGUUACUACUUUGAACCAUAUAUGGUGCCAGUUGGGUUACUUUGCGUGUUUUUGAAAUACUACAUCGUCCUGUCUUUAACUGGGGGGUGGGUUUCACACGAUGGUGAUGACGAUCUGUCAGGAGACGAAGAUUCCGACGAUGAUGACAAAGAAAAGGAUGGGAAAAUGAGUUUAAAGGAGCGCUUACAUGCUAUUCAGGAAGUUACGCAAACCGUGCAAAAUUCAAUUGGUCAUAUAGCAUCGCUAGGGGAAAGCAUAAAAAACACCUUUAAUUUUACAGUGCCGUUUUUGUCUUACAUCGCCAUCAUAAUGUUAUUUUUGGCUGGUUUUGUGUUGUACUGGAUACCCGCGAGAUACUUAAUCAUGGGAUGGGGUAUCAAUAAGUUUGCACGCAAGAUUGUCAGACCUCACACUGUGCCAAAUAAUGAAGUGUUGGAUCUACUCUCCCGCGUUCCCGAUGACAUGGACUUAAUUUUGUACAGAGAAUUAAAGCCGCACAACUUAUCCGAGAGCGAAAGACGGCGUGACCAGCGGAAGAAGCACAAAGUAAAUUAAUUAUUAUUCGGGGCUUUAAGCUAUGCUGAACAGCACAAAGUGUUGUAUGACUGAUCAUUUUAUUAUUAUUAUUUUUUGUAAUUAGGGUGUAUUUUGGCAAUCCACAUACACUCUUAAAUAUAGUUCUAGUUUACCCUUGUUAUUGUGUACAUCGUUUUCAUUGUCAUUGUCAUAUUUAAUGGCGUAGUUGCUCGGAGCUGCCGCUAGAACGUUUCAGGUAAUUUUCUACUUCGAGUAUAUUUUGAUUCCAUUUUUCUUAGUCCUUCAAAUCGAACUUUUAACGGGAAAACCGUUUUCAUCAUAACGAAAAAAAUGACUAAACCUUGUUAAAUUAUUGUUACUUGUUGUUGUUAUUAUUCCUGUAUUUUCUGUAAUUUAGGGAUAAUGUGUCUGGCUGCUAUGCGACCAGACACAAUGGAAUUUCUCCGAUUAUAUUGCAGUUAUCUCGCCAGAAUCAUCGUUAUACAGUAUUUGCAUAUCUGUCAAAAGUGAAUCACAAAAAAGAGCAUUUGUUAAACGCGCGUACACGCACGGAUUUAUUCAGUAUAGAAACGCUGUUUCUAGAAAAUAAUAACAUAUUUAUCUAAUUACAUUCCCUGUCAUUCUUGUACGGUUUUCAAUCUUGCUUUUCAAUUAAUAUUAAACUAAUUAAGGUUUUCUACUCUUCUUUAGUCCCAGAGAGUUGCAGCGUACUGAAAAUCUUUGGUUUUCUCAUUAUGUGUUUUGACUUAAUGUCGCGCACAUUUUGUCCUUUGCGUAUAGAUCUGUUCUAGCCUUUUAUUUUAAGUAUCUUUUGGCAGUUAUGACGUUGUCUUCCUUCCAAUGCAGAUUCUACUGCACAUGGUGGCUCAGCGGUGUGGUUUCUUCGCUGUCUGCGGCAAGACGCAUGUGUUCGGGUUGCCUAAAUUCUUUUCCGUAGUGUUUUGCGGAAUCGCGGGAGUAGGCAACUGGCUUACGUGCUUGCGUGUCGGGUAGGUCAAAACAACAAACUGAGUCCGUCCCAUUGAGCAAUGAAAAGUCACACAGAUAUCAGAACGAUAUCAGAUAUCAGAAACGUGUCAAUUUCAGGGCCACAUUUUUAUCCACCUGAUGCGAAAACCGACAAAUUUAUGAUUUUUGACCUCGUUUUGAUAUCGGUCUGACAUUUCAUUGCUCACUUGGGUAUGCCACCCUGUUCAAUGAAGUGUUAAAUUGACAUAGAUUAUGUCAGAGAUUCUUUCACUCUGCAAAUCAGCCUAAACUGUUGCUUUCUCUGAGCCUUUCAAUUUUUAGCCAAGGUCUCAGUAAAUAUUCCAGAGUGUUGUUCAGAUAUCAUUACGCUUAAUUAAGCAAAUCAAUUCAUAUCGGCACUCAAAUUGCCUGUAUCAAUAGUUUUAUUUUGUGAUUUGUUUUCUUAAUUGCUGAUUUAAUGUCUAUACCAAGAAUGUGAUAUAGUUGAAACUGAAGUUUUUAAUGUCCGAGUGACAAUGUUCCUGCUUUAAAUUUUAUUGUGAUAAAGGCUGUGCUCUAAAAUUAAA